AUGAAAUUAAUUGAUAUUCUCGAUUACGCCACAUAUUACCCAGCGGUAUGCCAAGCUAUACAAAUUGCAAUUACUUUACCUGUAACUUCCUGCUCAGUAGAACGAUCGUUUAGCACUUUACGCCGUUUAAAGACUUGGAUUAGAAAUAGGAUGGGAAACGAAAGACUGAGUAGCUUGGGGUUGAUUAAUAUACACCGCCAAAGGUAUGAUCAUAAACAAUUUUUGAAUCAACAAAUUGAUGAUUCAAUUAAUUUGUUUGCUUCAAACAAAAGGAGAUUGUCAUUACUUUUUGAAUAA
Molecule: messenger RNA, 297 nt
Organism: Macrosiphum euphorbiae (potato aphid)
Lineage: Eukaryota; Metazoa; Arthropoda; Insecta; Hemiptera; Aphididae
Source: the annotation of a GenBank genome assembly